Molecule: messenger RNA, 1452 nt
Organism: Rosa chinensis
Lineage: Eukaryota; Viridiplantae; Streptophyta; Magnoliopsida; Rosales; Rosaceae
Exons: 2
Coding region: 213-626 (137 amino acids)
Source: RefSeq, a predicted model, not a curated record
UUAGGUACUGACAUCACGUAGAGCAUUCUUGAUUAUUCAUCGAUAACCUAAUCCUUAGUGCAAUAGCAAUCCGACUCUCUUUUUUUUUUGUUAGCAGUAUUCCUAUUUCCCAACAAAGUAGAAGACUAUACUAUAUAUAGAUAGGCGCAGAGGCAAUGUUUCCGGUAACUUCAAUCUUCUUCUGAGAUUUUACAAAUUGCCAGAGGAUAACAAUGCAUUCAGAUUGGGCAGGACUACAAAAGGACUUGUUGGGCUUAGUUCUAACAGGAAUAGUAUCAUCGGCAGAUUAUAUGCGAUUCAGCGUUGUUUGCAAGUCAUGGUUUUGUGUGGCAAAGGAUAAUCAGAGGCUACUCAUGUCAAGAUGUCAGCAACCUCCGAUGCUCCUGAUUUCUAGUGCAGAUGAAGAAAAUUCAUCGAAAUUAUACAAUAUCAUGAAUGAUAAGGUUCUCGACAUGCAACUAAGGGUGCCUAACCGACGAUUUUGUGGCUCUUCAAAAGGAUGGUUGAUAUUCGUGGAUGAAAAGUUUGCAAUAACCCUACUGAAUCCAUUCUCCGUGAAGGGUAGAGAGAAGAAAAAGAAGACAAAUGCAACCAUAAUUCGUACGUCUUCCUCCACUGCUCGGUAAAAAGGUUUGGAUUAAAAAAUGCGAUUAUUAUGUCUUCAAGGCUUCAUUGUCCGCAGACCCAAUAAUAGAUCCAAAAGAUUGCGUUCUUACGGUAGUAUAUGGUGAAUAUGAUCGAUUGGCUUUUAUCAGACCCAGUUGUAAAGACAAGCGUUGGACAUAUGUUGAUAAGAGGUGGGGAUUAAUUGAAGAAGUGGUUUAUUCUCGAGGUAUGAUUUAUGCGGUGGAUAAUGACAGCCAACUUUUUUCUUUCAAUAUCAGUAGCUUGUCCAAGUUGAAGCUUGCGCAAGGUCUUCCUUCAGAUGGUUUUAGCAAGAGAUAUCUUGUAUUGGAUUCAAAUGAGAAAGAGUUCUGGUUGGUUAAGAGGUACAUUGACUACCAAAACAAAAAACGUGAGACCACAGAAUUCAAAGUUUUCAAGAUUAAUAUUGAUGAGCAUAAGUGGACUGAAAAAGAAACCCUAGGUGAUGUUGCUCUCUUUAUCGGUGAUAACUCCUCGGUGUCUGUGAUGGCUUCAGAUUUUCCAGGUUGCCAAUCAAAUUGCAUAUACUUUAACCAUGAUUAUGAUGCUAUACAAACAGACUUGAACCAUAUGGACCAAAUGAUUGCGGAGUAUAUGACAUAACCAAUCGUCGUUUCUUAAAGCCUUAUGCAGAUGAUGCUGAAAAGUUGUUGAAGCUGACAAGGCGACCUCCAAUCUGGUUUGUGCCACACUUUCAACUUUAACAGUUUGUUCCAGUCAUACAGUGGCCGGGGGCUUUGUUUUUUGACAUUUUUUGUUUAUACAAGAUUGUAUUGGACUUCCAAAAUUUGAAGUUUGAACUUGGUG